Messenger RNA from Jatropha curcas, 1942 nucleotides. Its product is annotated as gibberellin receptor GID1B. Gene Ontology annotation, cellular component: nucleus; cytoplasm. The record is from RefSeq and is a predicted model, not a curated record. Gene Ontology annotation, biological process: floral organ morphogenesis; positive regulation of gibberellic acid mediated signaling pathway; raffinose family oligosaccharide biosynthetic process. Lineage: Eukaryota; Viridiplantae; Streptophyta; Magnoliopsida; Malpighiales; Euphorbiaceae. Gene Ontology annotation, molecular function: gibberellin binding; hydrolase activity.
UCAAAAAAAAAAAAAAAAGAAAAAAGAAAAAAGAAGAAAAAAGAAAAAAGAAAAUAAAAGGAGCGUACAAAAAAGACACUUGUACGUAGAUAAAUAGCUGUACAAAAUCAGAUAUUCAGAGGAAAAUAAGAUAGAUGCAGCUGAGUUCUUUUUUAUCUGGGGUUCUUCUUCUUAUUAUAGUUCUUGACUCAAUGGAAUAAAUGAAUGAAGAAUGAAUGAGAAGCUUUAUCUAUGAAGUUCUUUUGUAUUUGAAGGUUAUUUUGGCUUCUGGGUUCUCGCUUUAUAUUAGUUUUUAGGCCUAUUUGGCUCCUGGGUUUUGGUCUCUUGGUUUAAAGGGCCAUCCCGUCAUGGCUGGUAGUAAUGAAGUCAACCUCAAUGAAUCCAAGAGGGUUGUGCCACUAAACACAUGGGUCCUCAUUUCAAAUUUCAAGCUAGCAUAUAAUCUCCUUCGCCGCCCGGAUGGGAGCUUUAAUCGUGAUUUGGCAGAGUUUCUUGACCGGAAAGUCAAUGCCAACACCAUUCCGGUUGAUGGAGUUUUCUCCUUUGAUCAUGUAGACAGAGCCACAGGCCUCCUUAACCGGAUUUACCAACCUGCCCCUGAAAAUGAGGCUCAGUGGGGCAUUGUAGAGCUUGAAAAGCCUUUGAGCACAACUGAGAUUGUCCCAGUUAUAAUCUUCUUCCAUGGUGGAAGCUUCACUCACUCCUCUGCCAAUAGUGCUAUCUACGACACCUUUUGUCGCCGCCUUGUGAAUGUUUGCAAAGCUGUUGUAGUAUCUGUUAAUUAUCGCCGGUCACCUGAAUAUCGCUACCCAUGUGCAUAUGAUGAUGGUUGGGCAGCUUUUAAGUGGGUUAAAUCAAGAACUUGGCUUCAAAGUGGGAAGGAUUCGAAAGUUCAUGUAUAUUUGGCAGGGGAUAGUUCAGGUGGUAAUAUAGCUCACCAUGUUGCAGUUAGAGCAGCAGAAGCAGAAAUUGAGGUAUUGGGUAAUAUUCUUCUUCAUCCAAUGUUUGGCGGGCAAAUGAGAACUGAAUCGGAGCAAAGAUUAGAUGGAAAAUAUUUUGUUACAACUCAAGACCGCGAUUGGUAUUGGAGAGCAUAUCUACCCGAAGGGGAAGAUAGAGACCAUCCAGCGUGCAAUAUAUUUGGUCCAAGAGGGAAAAACCUUGAAGGAAUUAAUUUUCCUAAAAGUCUAGUUGUUGUGGCUGGUUUGGAUCUUGUUCAAGAUUGGCAAUUAGCUUAUGUUGAAGGGCUCCAGAAAGCUGGCCAUGAAGUGAAACUUCUUUAUCUAAGGCAAGCUACAAUAGGUUUCUACUUUUUACCAAAUAAUGAUCACUUCUAUUGCCUAAUGGAGGAAAUUAAAGCCUUUGUUAAUCCUAACUGUUAAUAGACAACUUAACCUUUACCUACAGGCAGCCAAAUACAUAAUAGAAGCUUUGACACUUCACUUGGGUUCUCUUUUUUCCCCUCCCACUUUGCAGUGAUGGUGUGUAGUUUUACAGGAAUUUGUAGUAUUCUAUUACUUCUUACCAUUGUCACCACUUGGGGUGGUGAUAUGUUCAGUUCUGUUUCUUUGGGAACUACUUGUUCUUGGUCCGGAGAGUGUUCUUUCUAUCCGAGAUAACCAGUUUCAGCUGCUACCAAGGAUUCAGAACUUGUUAAUGGCAUUCUGCUGGGCCACCAAAUUAUUAAAAAAAAAAAAAAGACAAUCACCUGCUUCACUUGUGCCCAUAAAUAAUGGGGUAGGAGAAGCCUGAGGGUAGUGUUUGGUGGUUAAUCAGUUUGUUUUAGUAAGUUGGUAAUUUACAAUCAUAAUUUCAGCGAAUGAACUGGAAUAUAUAUCCAUGUUGUCAUGAAAAUGUAUGUCAUACUUGUGUCCUAGAAUAUAUAUAUAUAUAUAUACAUAUGAGUAUAUAAAUAUACUAUAAAGAUUUUGCUUGAAUCUUA